CCAGGACCAGUAUCCCGUGGCUGGCUGGUGAUUUUCACGUAAAUCACCCUCCGUGGCAUCGAGUUAUCACCAGGCGGAUGACUUGCUGGAAUGCACCAAAGAUAUCGGUCCGUAAUUUAAUUUUCACCCACAUAUACCACCGUCAUGCUCCCCCGAAGGCGAAAAAAAAUAACCCUAGCACACUUCGCUUCGUGCAUAGAUCCGUCUUUUGUUUUUUUUCCAUCGAUCCCAUCGAACCGCAUUUCCUCCCCCCCCCCGGAAAGGGAAUGGAAGAGGCUGGGAUCGUCGCGGUGGGGUCAGCGCUCCGGGCCUACCGCCUCCUCAACGGGCUCUUCUGCGCGUACAAGCCGAGCGGGAUCGGGAGGAGGCAGAUGCGGCGGGUCAUCGGAGGGAAUCUCUGUCGGGACCUCAACGAAAUGCCGGUGACGGAAAGGCGAGAGAAGGUGAGGAUCGAGGGAGACCCCGUGGAAGGGGAGCUGACGGUCAGAUCCUACGCGAGCCUCUCGACUCAUCCGCUGGUGGUGGGACCCCGCUUCGUCCCGGAGGACUUACGCAUCUACGACACGUCGAGGUUGGAUUGGUGGUGCUCGGGGGUGGAGCUGUGGGGGAUCGGAAGGAGGGGGUGCGGGAUGGCGAUGGAGUACCACGAUUCGAGGCCGGUCAAGGUCUACGAGGUCGGGCUGAGGCUCGGGGUGGGGACGGACUCGUUCGACACCCAGGGGAAAGUGGUGGAGAAGGCGACGUACGGGCACGUGAGUCGGGUGAGGCUGGACUCCGUCCUGGCCGGGAUCCAGGCCGCCCACCAGAAGAACCAGUUCCUCUACUCCGGCGUGGACCCUCAGUCGCAGGAAGCGUUCGACCUCGCCUGCAAGGGACUCCUCCGCCCCGCCGGCAACUCCCCCCCGCUGAUCUACGGCAUCGCGUGCACGGAGUUCCGUCCCCCGGACGCCACGCUGCGACUCCAGUGCGUGAACGAGACCGUGACCCACCUGAAGGUGCUCGUGAACGACGUGGGUCUCGCGUUGAAGACGGUGGCGGCGUGCACCGGGAUCCGCUGCGUGCGCGUGGGGCCCUUCACGGCCGAUCACGCCCUGUUGAGGAAGCACUGGACCCUGGAGCACGUCCUCAAUAACAUCGGGGAGUGUCACAGACUGGUGGGGAAAGUUGGACUCAUGCCCAAGGAUUCACAACUCCGGCGGAUCGACCAAGGCACCUGA
Molecule: messenger RNA, 1217 nt
Organism: Darwinula stevensoni
Lineage: Eukaryota; Metazoa; Arthropoda; Ostracoda; Podocopida; Darwinulidae
Source: the annotation of a GenBank genome assembly